Molecule: messenger RNA, 1373 nt
Organism: Cephus cinctus (wheat stem sawfly)
Lineage: Eukaryota; Metazoa; Arthropoda; Insecta; Hymenoptera; Cephidae
Gene: PIG-F
Product: phosphatidylinositol-glycan biosynthesis class F protein
Exons: 2
Coding region: 203-901 (232 amino acids)
Biological process (GO): GPI anchor biosynthetic process
Cellular component (GO): endoplasmic reticulum membrane
Source: RefSeq, a predicted model, not a curated record
UUGAAUUAAAAUGUUGACUCUGCUAUUUAUUCUAUUAAUGAAUGUCAAUCUUAAAAGCUUUAUAUGUAUCCAUUGAUAAAUAAAUAAAUGAACAAUGUUAAUUUUAGAGAGUAUUUGUUUAUAACCAAGUGCUUUUAGAUUGAGUUACACAGACAAGAUUUUUUUGUAAUUUUGCAAAAUAAGCUUAUUAUACCACAUUAAAAUGGGAUAUGAUAAUGCCUCAGGGAAUCGACUGCUGUUGUUCUACUGCUCCUUCACUUGCAUCUAUUUCCCUGGCAUCCUGAUACUACUAAAGUUCAAUAACAAUUUAUACAACGUGGGAACCUACAAAUUUAUUCCAAUUCUGAUAAUACUAAUGUUUGCAGAAGUCAUCAAGCUCUCUUUCUCUUUAUUGCAAGCAGAUCAUAUAACUUUAGGCAAGAAUGAAUCACGAUUUUCUUCAAGGUCCAAAAGAUCCUGGACAAAGAAUCUUAGAGGAAUCUUUAAAUUUUGUAUUGCUAUGAUAACAUUAUCUGUCAUUUACUUCAUUGUUAUUAUAUUAUUCGGUGCUCCUUUAUUGACUCAUCAUGAAGAAACAAUUAUGCUUGCCCUUACUUUGACGGCAUUAACAUUUAUUCCAGCUAGCUUGCACUUAGGUAUUGAUAACGCAUUAGCACUUUUAACUGGAGCACAGCCUCAAAAUGCAGGUUUACUAUUAGAAGCGAUGAGAAUUAAUGUGAAAGCUACAUUACUCGGUUCAUGGCUAGGUGCUACUGUGAUUCCAUUGGAUUGGGAUCGACCAUGGCAGGCUUGGCCAAUUCCCUGUAUAACAGGUGCUCUAGUUGGAUAUAUGAUGGCUCAUUUCAUUACAUUGAUAAAAACACUUCCAGUUUUAAAACUAAAUAAGAAGUUGCACCGCUAGCCAAUUAAAUAAAUGAAUUUAUUGACUUAAUGUACUGAAUAAUUAUUUAAGUUAAUAAAUUAUGAUUUUAAAUUAAACCAUAAAUUUGUCGGGAGCAAUGGACAACCGUAUUUAAAAUAAUUGUGUAACAUUGAUAUUGCUAUUACAAAAUUUCAUCAGUUCACCUCUAUGAACUUCUGCUGUUUUCAUUCUCUUAAACUCAUUCAUUUCAAAUUAUUGAGUUUAGUAAUGAAUACUACACUGCCAAAUUAAAAUAGUUAUUUACGGCUUUUAUGUUAUACAGAAUUAAAGUUUAUUAAUUCUUCAGAAAUAGAUCUGGAUAAAAUUCUAAUAAAAUGAUCUUAGACUAUAUCUACAGUUUGCAUGAUGUAUAUAUAUAUAUAUAUAUAUUAUUGUGUCAAAAUGUUUCGAUGCAUCAAUGCUAUAUACAAAAUCAUCAUGAAAUGUUAAAUAUAUACUGUACUUAUAAAAA